This is a messenger RNA of Lutra lutra (Eurasian river otter), 725 nucleotides long. RefSeq names its product 28S ribosomal protein S11, mitochondrial-like. The record is from RefSeq and is a predicted model, not a curated record. Gene Ontology annotation, biological process: translation; maturation of SSU-rRNA from tricistronic rRNA transcript (SSU-rRNA, 5.8S rRNA, LSU-rRNA); ribosomal small subunit assembly. Lineage: Eukaryota; Metazoa; Chordata; Mammalia; Carnivora; Mustelidae. Gene Ontology annotation, molecular function: structural constituent of ribosome; small ribosomal subunit rRNA binding; mRNA 5'-UTR binding. The coding region runs from base 1 to 459 and encodes 152 amino acids. Gene Ontology annotation, cellular component: mitochondrial small ribosomal subunit; ribosome. The transcript has 3 exons.
AUGCCUCUCCACAUUAACGAAGAGAACUAUAAAAGUUUUACUUUGGUUUUGGGAAAGGUGGAGGGGGAAAGGGAUGGUAGCCAUAAUGGGGAACAUAAUGGAGAACACAAGAAGAAGUGGUGGAUAAGGUAUUAUCUUACUUUAGAACUUAAGUUAAAGAUGAAAAAGGUUGUCUCCGCCGCUAACCAGCCCCUCGCCCGCACUUCCUGUGGCACAGAGGGAUUCCGGAAUGCCAAGAAGGCCACGGGCAUAGCCGCACAAACAGCAGGCAUAGCUGCCGCGGUGAAAGCUGCAGGCAAGGGCGUGACCCACGUCCGAGUGGUUGUGAAGGGCCUGGGCCCAGGGCGCUUGUCUGCCAUCAAGGGACUCACCAUGGGGGGCGUGGAAGUGAUCUCAAUCACAGACAACACCCCCAUCCCGCACAACGGCUGCCGCCCCAGGAAGGCUCGGAGGCUGUGAUGGAAAGGAAGCCUGUCCCUGAACUGUCCUCAAGUCCCAUCUCCAGCUGGACAGCAUGUCGGAGCUCUCUCUGGAGCCGGGCUUGCUGGAGAACCCUCAGGGAGCAAGGGGGAGCUUUGCCCCCUCUCAUGAUGGCCUUGCUUGUUCCUUCAACUGGAGACCUGUGUCCAGAAGGGACUCAAGAGGACCCCCAGGGCAGCUGCAGCCCAGACUCCGCAACCAGUAAACGCUGCCUCUGCUCUGCAGAAAUAAAACGCUUUCUACCA